AUGUCCCACGCAUCCCUGGUCCUGGAGAGCAGGGUCCCGGCGUCCACCCGCUGCUCGGCUCCCCGGGGUCCCAGGAAGGGCGGCCCAGCCGUGGACAGGAAGGAGAAGGCUGCAGCGAUGCCUGACUCCCCCGCUGAGGUGAAGACACAGCCCCGGUCCACGCCCCCCAGCAUGCCGCCCCCUCCACCCUCUGCGUCCCAGGGCACCGCGCGGCACUCCUCCUUCACACCCCACACAAUAAUGAACGGCAGCAGCCACUCGCCGACAGCCAUCAACGGCACCCCGUCCACGCCCAAUGGCUUCAGCAACGGCCCAGCCACCUCCUCCACGGCCUCGCUGUCCACACAGCACCUGCCCCCGGCCUGCGGGGCACGGCAGCUCAGCAAGCUCAAGCGCUUCCUCACCACCCUGCAGCAGUUCGGGAGCGACAUCUCCCCAGAGAUCGGGGAACGCGUCCGCACGCUGGUGCUGGGGCUUGUGAACUCUACACUGACCAUUGAGGAGUUUCAUUCCAAGCUUCAGGAGGCCACCAACUUCCCACUGCGCCCAUUUGUCAUCCCUUUCCUGAAGGCAAACCUGCCCUUGCUGCAGCGUGAGCUCCUGCACUGCGCCCGCCUGGCCAAGCAGACCCCUGCCCAGUACCUGGCCCAGCACGAGCAGCUCCUGCUGGAUGCCAACGCCUCUUCCCCCAUUGACUCCUCGGAGCUCCUGCUGGAAGUCAAUGAGAACGGCAAGAGGAGGACUCCUGACAGGACCAAAGAGAAUGGGUCAGACCGCGACCCGCUGCACCCUGACCCCCUCAGCAAACGGCCGUGCACCCUGAGCCCCGCCCAGCGCUUCAGCCCCAGCAACGGGCUGCCCCACCCCACGCCGCCACACUACCGCCUUGAGGACAUGGCCUUGGCCCACCACUCCCGUGACUCCUAUCGCCACCCUGACCCCCGGGAGCUUCGGGAGCGCCACCGGCAACUCAUGGUCCACGGGUCACGGCCAGAGGAGGUGAUCGACCACAGGCUCACGGAGCGCGAGUGGGCAGAGGAGUGGAAGCACCUCAACAACCUCCUGAACUGCAUCAUGGACAUGGCCGAGAAGACACGGCGGUCACUCACCGUGCUGCGCCGGUGCCAGGAGGCGGACCGCGAGGAGCUCAACCACUGGGUCCGGCGCUACAGCGAUGCUGAGGACACCAAGAAGGGCCCCUCGACCACCACCGCCCGGCCACUCAGCAGCUCCUCAGGAGCAGAAGGGUCUCAGCUAGAUGUGCACCGGGAGUUCAUGCCCAGGACCCUCUCCAGCUACAUGCCCGAGGAGAUUUGGAGGAAGGCUGAGGAGGCGGUGAAUGAGGUGAAGCGGCAGGCGAUGUCCGAGCUGCAGAAAGCUGUGUCAGAUGCCGAGCGGAAGGCCCACGAGCUCAUCAGCACAGAGCGCGCCAAGAUGGAGCGGGCCCUGGCCGAGGCCAGGCGGCAGGCCUCCGAGGAUGCCCUCACUGUCAUCAACCAGCAGGAGGACUCCAGUGAGAGCUGCUGGAACUGUGGGCGCAAGGCCAGCGAGACGUGCAGCGGCUGCAACGCAGCGCGCUACUGCGGCUCCUUCUGUCAGCACAAGGACUGGGAGAAGCACCACCACGUGUGCGGCCAGAGCCUGCAGGGCCCCUCGGCCGUGGUGGCCGACCCGGUGCCAGGACAGCCCGACGCCGCCACCAGCCUGGGCCCCUGCCUGCCCACGGGUGCUGCCAGCCCCAGUGAAGCUGGCUCCACAGGGCCCUCUCGCCCUGGCUCCCCUGGCCCCCUGGACGCCGCACCCCGCUGA
This is a messenger RNA of Pipistrellus nathusii (Nathusius's pipistrelle), 1809 nucleotides long. NCBI's taxonomy places the organism in Eukaryota, Metazoa, Chordata, Mammalia, Chiroptera, Vespertilionidae. The record is from the annotation of a GenBank genome assembly.